AGGUAACGUUGAUUGUACAAAAAUACAAUUUCAUGUAGUCUAGCUUCUAUUUGCGAAGCUUUAAUCAGUGCGAUUCAAGCUGAAAGGCCGACAGGACCGUUAAAGACUUUGGCUGGGGAGAUUAACGUUAUAUAACGUGCUGACCAUGGAGGACAGACCGUCCUCCCCGAUGCUACACCUGAACCUCAACAACUUUGAUACCGGCGACGCCGAAGGCAGCAGAUACGUUUUGACGAGCCCAAGAUCUCUGGAAGCAUGUGCAAAACUUGGGGUCAAACCGGUACAACUUUUGCAUAAAUCGUUGGCCAGUUACGUCGAGGACCACCGGAACGUUUCAUUAGGGGAAGUAACUUUAAUGUACGAAAUGAAUGAGAAAGAGCGGCGGAGGCUUUUGCGCCGGUGUCGUGAGGAGAGGGAGAAGAUCAUUGUACAAGGCAAGGAACACAAAAGGUCAAGGAAAUACGAUGCAGUUGAGGCUGCAGAGACCAGCAGUGAAUCAUCGGCCGAUGAAGACAUGGCUGAGCGCAAGUCCUUCAAAACAGAGGGCGCGACUACAAACACUAGCCCACGGCAGCCCACCGUGGCCGACCUCAGACACACGCCUGCCACCGAGAGGAAACUGGCCAUGCUGCAGAGGGAGAUUCGGAAGGCGAUGAGCGUCACGGUGCCGGAGAAAGACCGCAAGAUCGCGGCGCUGAUGCUGGCGAAGCACGAAGAGGAGCAGGCGCGCCUGCGCCAGAGCCAGCGCGCGGAGGAGCAGCGCCAGGAGGCGCGGGCGCGGGAGCAGUCGCAGCGGCUGCGGGCGGAGCGGCAGCGCCGUAAGGAGGUGGAGCAGGGCUCGCGGAGGUGGAAGACGGGACUGGAGGCCCGCCGACGGCAGCGGGAGCGAGAGGAGGCGCUCAGGGCGGAAGUGCUCGAGCAGGAGGUGGGCCUGGAGGAGGAGCGGUGGAGACGCACAGCGCAGGAGCAGAGCGCCCAGCGACGGGAGAAGCAGGAGGCCGCGAGGAGGGAGGCGCAGGAGCGGAAACUCUGGCAGGAGCGCCUCCUGCGGGAGCGGGAGAGGGAGGUGCAGGAGAGCCGGGAGAGGGAGAGCUGGGUGGCGGGAGAGAAGGAGGCGCGGGCGAGCAGGAGCCGCGUGGCCCGGGAGAGGAGUGAGCAGAGGAGGCUGCAGCAGGAGAACCAGAGGCAGCAGCUCCGGCACCUCCUGCUGAAGCAGGCCGCCAGCGAGGAGGCGCAGGCCGAGGAGGCGGCCACCAGGAGCGCCAUGGAGCACAGGCUGCACCGCUCCCGCCAAAACCGCCAGCAGGCCGCCGCCGCCCAGCUCCAGGAGCUGAGGGAGCGAUCGGAGCGCGAGGAGGUGCAGAGAGAGGAGGCGCGGGGGCGGGCCGGCCGGCAGGAGCAGCAGGAGCGGUGGGAGAAGGAGGCGCUGGUUCGGCUGAGCGAGGAGAGAAUGGAACGUGCCGUGAGGACGGCCCGGGAGCAGCUGGAGCAGCGGGCUAGGGAGGCGCAGCGGGCCAGCCAGGAGAAGGAGCGAUCGCACCGCCUGCUCCUGCAGAGGAGGCGGCAGGAGGAGGAGGCGCUGCAGCUGCAGAGGGAGGGAGGCCUGGCCCGGAAGGAGGGCCGGCGGGAGCAGCUCCGCAGGGAGCGGGAGGAGGUGCUGAGGGAGGCGCGCAGGGUGGCCAGCGCCUCCUUCCACAUGCGGGAGAGAGUGAGGGAGCACACCCAGAGCAGGGCCUUCCACCGCAUGGACCAGGAGGCUCAGCUGUGCGCCAGCCUCGACCGCAUUCAGCUCUGAGACAGAACCAGUCCCCUCCCGGUCCA
Conger conger (European conger) is the source of this 1821-nucleotide messenger RNA. Its product is annotated as coiled-coil domain-containing protein 177. The transcript has a single exon. NCBI's taxonomy places the organism in Eukaryota, Metazoa, Chordata, Actinopteri, Anguilliformes, Congridae. The record is from RefSeq and is a predicted model, not a curated record. Bases 146 to 1795 code for a protein of 549 amino acids.